AUGGAGAACAAAGCGCAGAGGGAAGCGACGUUGGAGAAUAUAGUGAUAGGAGACGGCACGACGACGCCGCAAUACAUGAUACAAAGGGUGCCCGGCGUGCCGGAGAACGCUCAGCUAUUGAGCUCGGCCGAUUUGCUGCAGCAACAGCACGGUUUGGUCGUCGAUUUGGGCGGCAGCGAUUUCAUACCGGUGAGUUACUCUUCGGAGGACCUGCUCUCGCAGGACCUGACCGAAGAGGACAGGAAUCUGGCCGCAGCCUUGGUGGCUGUGCAGCUCAGCCAGCAGCAGAAGCAACAACAAUUGCAGGAUCCCAGUUUGCCCGCUUUGGUGUCUUCCACCAGUUUGGGUUCGAAGAUACUAGAGGAGCCCCAAUUAAUCAUCAGCAGCGAAAAGUCUGGUGGAACCAGUUUCUUGAGGAUCGUAAAUUCCGAUAAUAUAUACGUAGAGCCUCAAACUCUCCCGAAGUUGGUCGAUUCGGUGAGUUUUAGAGCCGUAAAUCCUUCGUUUAACGAAGAGCAACAACCGCCUAUCGAAAAGGCACCGGUUAACGUUAAGAAAGAAGAAGAAAAGGUCGAUUCUGAUAGAGAAUCCUUGAGAAAUGAGCCGAGGUCCUCGAAGAAGAGCCUGCCUCACAAGAAACGCAUCUCGCGCAAGCUGAAGAAGACCCCGGCGUCCUCGAACAACAAGAAGAUCGUCUGCAACCUCUGCGAGCAAUCCUUCAAUUCCAACGAUGAAUUCGCCCAACACGAGCUCCUGUGCCAAACCACAAUCACGCCUGUCAAUCAGGCCAACGCCUUCAAUUGCCAACUUUGCAACGAACCUUUCACCGAGCAACUCAAGUUCUUCGAGCACUUGAAGAAGCAUUACGAGCCGGGCGGCGGGGGCCUGCCCACCCUGCCCAAAGACGCCGGCGAGAAGAAGGCGACCGCGCAGGAAAAGGCCGCCGAAACGGCCGAGAACGAGCGGCAGGAGAGCCUCCUGUCCAGCCUGCUGAAUUUGACCUGCAUCGAAUGCAACAAGACGUUCCGCAGGCAGAAAACCUUCGAGGCGCACAUGCGGGACAUCCACACCAGCAAGCACGAGCCUUUGGACGAAUUCAGCGAACCCGAAGACCUCAUGGACGGUAUCACGAUGGUGGUGGACGCGAACGAGCCGCAGGACGAGGACGAGGACGAUUCGAAGGCUUGGUAUCGCGAAGAGGAGAUCCACCAGACCGAGGAGGAUCUGAAGGAAUUGGAAUCGGUCGGUAACGAUCACAUUUGCCAUUUCUGCAAUCAACCGUUUCCGCUCCGGGCGAUUUUGCUGCAGCAUUUGGUCACCUGCAGGGCCACCUCGGGCAAUAACGAUUCUGCUCCUCUGGCGAUCGUGAAAAAGAUAAACAAAAAGAACAAGAAAAAGGCGAUACAUGAAUGCACUGAAUGCGAUCGAGUGUUCACUCACAAGAACUCGCUAGUUUAUCAUAUGAGAAGCCAUACGGGCAUUCGUCCCCACCAGUGCGACCAGUGCGGCAAGAGUUUCUUCGCUUCCAGUGCUUUAAAGGUCCAUUUGAGACUGCAUUCGGGCGACAAACCGUACAGUUGCGAGCAUUGCGGCAAGCGAUUCAGACAAUGGGGCGAUUUGAAAUAUCACAUAACUUCCAUUCACACCACCGAGAAGAACUUCCAAUGCGAAUACUGCGGCAAGGAAUUCGCCAGGAAGUAUUCCUUGGUCGUGCACAGGAGAAUCCACACCGGCGAGCGAAAUUACAAGUGCGAAUUCUGCGGCAAAUCAUUCAGGGCCUCGUCCUAUCUGCAGAACCACCGCAAGAUCCACACGGGCGAGAAGCCGCACAUGUGCGGCGUGUGCGGCAAGCCGUUCCGCGUCCGAUCGGACAUGAAGCGCCAUCUGAAGACGCAUUCCAAAGGGCUGACGACCACCGCCAAGUCGGUGCGUACGCUGUCCAAAGUGGAAAAGGUGGAGAUCGUCGAGGAAGAGGAGGAAUUGAGCAGCGAAUUGCACAUUGAAGACGAAGAGGCGGCCGGUCAAUUGUUGACCGAAUACACGCAGGAGGAAUUGGACGACGAGAGGACCGUUAGAGUUCCUGCCAAUAGGAAUUUGUACAUCAACGGUCACGAGUUGUUCCUCGUGACGUAUCCGAAUGAAAUAAGAGCUGGAGAGCCUCAAACGUCCACUGCUGCUUGGGUGCACGCGCCGAAUUCUUAA
This is a messenger RNA of Phyllotreta striolata, 2202 nucleotides long. The record is from the annotation of a GenBank genome assembly. Lineage: Eukaryota; Metazoa; Arthropoda; Insecta; Coleoptera; Chrysomelidae.